GUUAAUAUUUUGGAGUAGUCUGGAAUGCAUUAACUGGAUUUACAUUAUUUUCCAUGGAAAAAGUUGCCUUGGUUUUUGCCUGACCUUUUGGAACUAAUCAAUAACAAAAACAGGUUCCACUACAAAGUUAAUUGUAUCAACAGCAUGAAAUUCAGCACCACAACACUACCAGUGAUAUUUUUUGAAAAGCCGGUCAUCACUGAUCUAAUGUGCAGUGCGCAUGACGAAAGAAGAGCGCAAAACCUAUCCAAAAAUAUUGAUUUGUUCGGGAAAAGGACAAUAGAAGUUUGCAUCAUAUAAUCAGGAGCCAGUAGUCCUCUUGAGAGGUGCGGUUGCAAAACUUCAGCGGGUGCACUGUGCUUUCCUCAGGCUAUCAGGAGACAAGUGAGAGCACUUAGAGCUGUCACAUACUGCUUUCAUGACCCGUUGCUCCCAUCUGCCCACCUUAGGGCAAGAUUAGGUUACCUACAUAUGCUCAUACAUGCACAGUGAUACAAAUUCAUUGCGGCCUAUUCAGCAAGUGUAGAGUUACUUGUUUUGUUGUCCCUCCUGGCAUUUUUAAUCUCUUACUUGUUCUUCCUAACUUGUUUUGAAAGCAACUUUGUUUCCAGUUUGUUUCAUCCCGCCUCCAUCUCCUCUUUUGAUUAACCGCAGCUCCGGCAAUGUUUCUUCUCCUCCUCCUUCCAUACAUCCAUGCAACCCUGCAGAUAUUGGCCUAGCACGGUCUCACGUCGAUAAAGAGUUAUGGAUUAAACCGCCACAUGAUACACUAUAUGAUCGCUAACAAAAGCCACACUCUGGUUUCGGUGUGUUUGGUUUCCACACCAACAGUUGCCUGAAGUAUACGCUGUUUUCUAAGAGAGAGAUGAAAUGUAGACAGACUGGAGCUUGGAGUUGGAAUUCUAUCCGUCUUCAUUGGUUGUGCCUAGAGACAUUAUUUUCACUUCCAAAACAGAAGGAACUCUACUGGAACGUCCUCUCAUGGAGGCAUAGCAUUCUUUGAUUUUCUACAAAGAUUGUUCUGUGAGGUCUUUUUUUUUUAAAGUGAUGUCACAAGAGUUUAGUGAAUACAAAUCAGUGCCACAAAGACUGGGAUUGAUAAAUCCAAUCUUUGAUUAUAGACUGUGUGCGAUCCAGCAUCAUUCUAUGAUCAAAACAGGCUGUGGAAUUAUGAUAUAUGGGUUUUAUUAGAUGAUAAACAGCUGUGGGAAAUUUAGACUUCCUUUAAUGCUUAGGGAUCGCAUGAACUCUGUUCCAGACCAUGGUACCAGAUUACCUUAUCUUACACUUUAUACACUACAAUUUUAAUACACUUUCAUCCAUUAUUCAAGCUGACAACUUCAAAAAUUUUAUUUUAAUAUUAGAAUUAAAAGCUAAUUUUGUAUGUUUGGGAAAAAAAACAUGCAAAUGCCAAGUAAUUACAAAGAGGUUAUGCAGCAGGUUUUUAAUCAGAUAAAGUUAUGUUUGCGAUUAACAACUAAACUGCAUUUUAGUGCCCAACCUUGAUGUUUCAACCUGAGUAAACAAACCUGGGUGGUGUUGCAAAUGUUGCCAAAAAAUGGUCGUAUGAUUGUGUCAUGAGGUUUUUUAGCUCAAUGCUUUUGGCAUGAGCGUGACAUGCUUCACAUUUACUGUUUAUGAGUCAACAGAAUACAGUAAACACAUGGAACGUUAUACAAAGUUAUACAAAGUAUGAAAACAGUACAGAAUCAUGUCAUAAAUAGAAAUCGUCUGUGGUUUUCAAUAAUUUUAGUAGAAGUGAAGUAGAGUGGUUAGCGUACAGGCCACACAGCUAGGAGACCCGAGUUCGAUUCCACCCUCUGGCAUUUCUGUGCAGAGUUUGCAUGGGUUUUCUCUGGCUUCCUCACACAUUCCAAAAACAUGCUAGGUUAAUUGGCGACUCCAAAUUGUCCAUAGAUAUGAAUGUGAGUGUGAAUGGUUGUUUGUCUAUAUGUGCCCUGUGAUUGGCUGCCGACCAGUCCAGGGUAUACCCUGCCUCUCGGCCGAAGACUGCUGGGAUAGGCUCCAGCACAUCCGCGACCCCCGUGAGGAUAAGCGGUAGAAAAUUACCGACUGACUGUCCAAACAAUUGCAUGACUUGCUGGCAUCAGCAAUAAUCCUUUGUGCUUAAUUUUGCUGUGUACAUCAGUCCAACAGUGGUGCACUUUGGUGCAACAUUUGAAGCAAUAUUGUCUCAUUUACAAGUAUACAUUUACAUUCAGUUCUCCUUGGGGUAAUGUUGCAGUCAGGAAGUAGCUAUUGCCAUCAGGACAUACAAUGUGCCGGACCUGUCUCUUGUUGAGCUGUAGAAAACUCACUAUGUAAACCACAAAUACUAGUGGUUUGUACAUCUAUGCAAUGCCACACACAUCCUCCUGGUAGCAAGUUAAGUCCGUGUUAACGUUACAAACAGGACAGUACAUUAAGACUGUUUCUUUCUUCCAGUAGGGUGCCGGAAAGACACCUCUUAUUUAGCCCCCAAAAUACUGUACCUUUAGCACCAUCUAUUGACCAGUCAGAGUAGUGAAAAUUCAAUGAAUACAGACAUGGCAUUUCCAAUGUAAGUUAGCAUUGAACUGCUAGCAUGUAUUAAUGCAUUUCAUUUAUGUUGAAUGUCACAGAGAAAUUAUUAUAUCUUCUGAAAGUCUUUUAUUACUGUGUGUUCAAGUUUUGGCAGAAAUUAAACUCAAUUGGAGUCUUUUUUUUUGAGAAUCUGUUAUUUGCCUGGUGAGCUAGCAAAUUUGAGAGCAAGCAUUAGCCCCCGACACCUUGCCUCGCAGUAUGGUAAUUUUCUGAUGUAAAAGCCGCUACUUUUUCUUAAACUUUGGAACCCUACGGCUUAUUAUCAGCACUAGUAGUCAUGAAUGCAAUUAAACAAUUUAAUUAAGCAAUUAAGCUACAUCUCAAGUAUUACACAUAUCCUCAAUUUCCCUCUACACAUAGAGCAAUAGCAAGAAAAAAAGACAGGAACUCACAUGGAAUCACUGAGGAGUUGCAUGCUUGUUUAAAUGCAAGCUUACUACCCCCCCAAAAAAGACUGACCGUUGCCAAGAAAAACAAAAAAAUGUCUUGAGAGCUCGAAACUAUUACUAGUGUUGUUAAUGUCUGGUCAGCGGCCGGCGCUCGACAAAUAGCUCAGCUAAUGCACCUUGUCAUGGGGAGAUGGAGGGAUUUGAUAAUAGCGUACACCAUGGGGCAACUGGGUGUCACUAACUGCCUCAUUAGGGGUGGUCUGUGUGUGAGAAUGCCCUCGGCCACCCCCACUUCACCAUCUGCUGUUUCCUCAUGCACUUGGGAAAUGUCUAGAAAAGUUGGGCUACUCUUAAUUGUCUCAUUGUGAUCUCAACCUUUUAGGCUAGGGCAAAGGUUGCCAAACGGUUUUUGCAAAAUUUUAUAUUUUCUUCAAAAAGAAGAAAAUAACGCCCUUCCCCAGUCUGAAAACCACUGGGAAUUUUCCCUGUUGAUGUUAAAGCAGAAAAAAUAGAGUACAUUAGAGAAUAUAUAAGGUAGCAUCACUCUGCCGUCCAGCUCUAAAUCUGUCACAAAUGUCGUCAGGAUUGUUUGCCAUCAACACUCCCCACCUCCCCUGCCCGUGUGCCGGCCCUGCUGCCAAAGACAACAGGGACUCCAUGCUGGAGCUGCCAGGAAGCACUUAUGUUUAUUUAACCCACAUGGCACAGAGCUGGGUGCUUCUCUUCCCCUCACUCUUCAUCUAUUUUAUUGACUUGCUGGCUCAAUAUUCCACAUCUUUUCCUGCCAGACUGCUCAUCACUCUCCUGUUGUCAUAUUUUAGUUUAUUUGGCAGUCCUUCUUUUCGAGGGAUGCAUGUGUGACCAAUAAGGUCCAUAUGUUUGUUAAAUUGGGUUUAUUUAAUUUAACACAGUGAGUGCAUAGGAUUUUGACAUUAAGGGAAUACUAGCCCAAGUUAUAGUACAAAAGGUUAGCUUGAUUAUAUGUUUCUUGGUGGUUGCAUAUGUGGUUCCCAAGCAGUAAUCUGGGUUUCAUUCCGAGACAAUGCAGUUUUCAAUUUGGGGGUGGCAGUAGAUCAAAUUUGGAAACCGGCCUGUGACACUGCAGCAAUUUAAAGCAUUCACUUUCCACAGAAGGGAAAACCACUAAAUUCAUCCUGAAGCACAUUUCCCCCACAUUGCCAGCAAGAACACCAUAUUGGAAUAAUUUAUGCCAAAGCUCAUUUAUAUAGUGUACAUCAUUAUUUUGGUAUUGCAUUACUGCAAUUUUGUUGUGGCUUAAUUCAAGCUGUUUUGGUUAUGCCUAUUGUGAAAGGUGGUGGUGGAACAAUUGCAUUGCACGCUUACUUUGGAUGCCCUUGCAUGUGUAUUUAUCUUGAUAGAGUCUGCGUUUUUUCCCUGUUCCCUGCGUUUUUUUGUGCAUAACAUUUUUUUCCUGUAAGUGAUCUGACUGAUCUCAAACCUCGUGUUCUAAGGCCAUAUUCACUCAAACGUCUACUUAGGUUAUGGCCUAAGAAAACAUAAAAUAAACAUGUGUUUUAGCAUCUUGUUCUUGUGUAAUCUGCUGUUUAGGACACUGAAAACUAAAGCUUGACAGGUUGAAACAAUAUCUCAUCCACACAGUGUUGCAUAGUCACAGCCACACGGCUGACAAAUAAACAUCCAAUGCUUGGUCGACAGGACAUUGGACACUGUAUUCUUUGUGUACAUGUGCUUGAAUAAAUGACACCUACUGUAAUUAUUUGUCCCAUAAUUAAGUGUUGACCUCAUUGUGUCCAUAUUCUUAAUGAUGCCAAACGGAAGUGACAUAAUCGCUUCUAAAGUUUGACAUGUAUGAACAUGAAUGUUAUAUUGCAGCAGUCUUCAUGCGGUCAUGAAAAGGCUAAACGUGUUACUCAAGAUGUAGGGGGAAUAAUUAUGUUGCAUUGGCAGGCUAAAGGAGUGGACAAAGGAUUCUUGAGGUUCAUUAAGCAUGUCAUUGAUUGUCUGGUUAAUUAGCAGCGAGAUGGUUGUGAUUAAAUGAAAUGAUCUGGAACUGAGGUUUGAUAAAGUCACUAGGUGUGUAAUUAAAUGGGGGUAAUUCAAUACUCACACUGUAAUUGGGAUAUAUCACUUCCUCACUGAGGUGGAAACAAAAUGUUCUCAUGGAGGAUGGCCAGUACAGGGGUCAGUGCAGAACUAAUUACUUGAUAAUUAUUGAGAACUAAUACAUGUGUUAUUUGGAUAACAUUUGUUGCUUCAAGUUUGCCAAAUAACAACAUUAAAGUUGAUAAAGACACAUGAAAACGUUAUCAAUCUACAGUAAGGUAUUUUCUCAACUAGACGCCUCCACUGUGAUGUCAAAAUGGACGAAAUGUGCAGGCCAGCAGCUGUCUUUUUUUAACUCCACUCAUUGGGAUUGAGAUGUUUUUUUUUUUUUACACCGGAAUGGUCUUGUAUGUUCGUUCCCAUUCCCAAAUGUCUGUAAGGCUGCAAAUGUUUCUUGACUGGUGAUUGGAUGAGUGAGAGCAAAGCAAGGAAAAUGGAAGGAAUGUGUGAGUGUGGUGAAGAGAUAAUUGAUCAACCAAUCCUCAUCACCAAUCUGAAGUGUGUGUAAAAGCUACGGUAUUUUAUAUCCACACAAACACACCACUUAAGUCAAAAUGUUGGGAAACAUGGACAAUUUUUAGGAGUCGUGCACAGAAUUCGGACUAGUUGGUAGCUCUGGUACUGUGUAAUAAAAAUAAAAAUCUACGUACACAAAUAAAUCUCCCCUCACUAAUAAACACUUCAUGAAUAGAUGCAUUGUCUGUUAUUGAGUAUAACUAUAAGGGUAAAAUUCAUAGCAAUCAAUCAUUGAAUCAUUGAACCAAAACAGUCACCUCAUAUUCACUCAGUGCUUAUUUCUCGUCUUUUGAUAAAAAGCUAGUGACCGUUCCCAUGGCUGCCCACCCAUACAUCUCACUUGUCCCUUAGUGUGAACUAACGUCCAUAUGCUAGAGGCCUCUUUAAGUCCCAUACAGGAUGUGGAUCAUUUUUUAACAGGAAAUAAAGGAGAAGCUGACAGGGUCAUCAGCCACUGCUUGAACCUUUGCCAAGUAUCAUUUAGGCAAAUAAUUAAAUUAGUUAUCUUUGUGAAAAGAAGACAGAGUAGUCCGCUAAAAGUGUUAGCCGAGUGUAACAGUAUUGUCGGGGUGACCUUUGUUUUGAGCAAACAGGUUUAAGGCAACACAAAGGGUGGAGGCAGUGACAGGCAACAGCUGAGGUAUGAUGGCCGAGAAGAGGGGACAUGCUUUCGGGACUCCAUGGUGAAACAACUCAAUGGUCACAACACAAAUAGGGAAAACACACCACAAGACCACUCCACACGCCAUGGGGGAAGACAGCUCUUGGAGUCUAAAUGAAGACAGGAUGACGCCACGCUGCAUGUCCAGCAGUAAUUAUGGUAGAAAAGACAGGAGGAUUAAGACGCUAUCCUAUCCAGGAGUCCCAUUUUUAGGAUUGAUGCUCUUGGCCAUCAUCCCCUUUGGAGCGAGCAUCAAACAAAGUGUCCCUCGGGUCAAACUCAGCCAGAGAGAACUGCUGCAAGCCGGCAGUGUGUCUUUGUUUUUGGGCCCCUCCGAUGGCCUCCUUUCGCACUCCCUGCUGUUGGAUGAGGAGAGAGGUCGUCUUCUGCUGGGAGUCCGGGAUCACAUCUACCUGCUUGACCCUGACAACCUGACCAAAGGUCCCAGAAAGAUUCACUGGCCUGCACCUUGGGACCGAGUGGACGCGUGCACACUGGCUGGCAAAAAUGCAAAUGAGUGUGCAAACUUUGUGAGGGUACUCCACAACUACAACAUGACACAUGUCUACGCCUGUGGGACAGGAGCCUUCCACCCCAGCUGUGCUUUCAUUGAAAUCAGGGGUUCCAGACAGGAUGGAGUCUUCCAGCUGCUGUCUGGUACAGUGGAGUCUGGCAGAUUGAAAUGUCCUUUUGAUCCCUUGGGGUCAUUCACUUCAGUCCUCACAGACCAGUACCUGUAUGCGGGCACGGCUUCAGACUUCCUGGGCAAAGACACCACAUUCACACGUUCCCUAGGCCCGCCACCUGACCAGCACUACAUACGCACGGACAUUGCCGAGGACUACUGGAUCAAUGAGGCCAAGUUCAUAUCUGCGCACGCCAUUGCGGACACCUACAACCCGGAUGAUGACAAAAUUUACUUUUUCUUUCGGGAGGUGUCGUGGGAAGGCAAUGACAAGAGCAUUCUGUCUCGCGUGGCUCGAGUUUGCAAGAAUGACGUGGGUGGGCUGAGGAGUUUGACCAACAAAUGGACCACCUUCUUGAAGGCCAGACUUGUGUGCUCCAUACCUGGGCCUGAUGGAGUGGAUACACACUUUGAUGAGCUGCAGGACAUUUUUAUGCUGCCGACCAGGGACCCUAAAAACCCCACAGUGUACGCGGUCUUCACCACCUCCAGCUCUAUUUUCCGAGGCUCUGCUGUGUGUGUGUACAGCAUGGCAGACAUAAGGGCUGUGUUUAAUGGGCCCUACGCCCACAAAGAGGGGCCGGACCACCGAUGGGUAGAAUAUGAGGGACGCAUACCAUACCCUCGCCCCGGAACGUGUCCCAGCAAAACAUAUGACCCUAGAAUCAAAACCACCAAAGACUUCCCUGAUGAGGUUGUCAGCUUCAUUCGUUUCCACCCACUGAUGUACCGCUCAGUCUACCCACUGAGUGGACGACCUGUGUUCACACGUGUACACGUCGACUACAGCCUCACUCAGAUUGUGGUGGACAGAGUUUUAGCCGAGGAUGGACAGUAUGAGGUUCUCUUCCUGGCGACAGAUGCUGGCACUGUUCUAAAGGUGGUGAGCAUCAGCAGAGACAAGUGGUUGACGGAGGAAGUGGUGCUUGAAGAGCUUCAAGUAUUUCAGGUUCCCACUCCCAUUCUUAGUCUGGAGAUAUCUUCCAAACAGGAACAGCUGUAUGUGGGCUCAAGUGAGGGCCUGGCCCAGGUUUCACUGAGCAGAUGUCACCUCUAUGGUCAAGCCUGCGCUGAGUGCUGCCUGGCUCGUGACCCCUACUGUGCCUGGGAUGGACACACGUGUUCAAGAUAUGUCCCUGCAUCCAAGAGGAGAGCCAGGAGACAGGACAUCAAGCACGGGGACCCUGCCAGUCAAUGUUGGGAUUCAGAGGACAGUCUCGGGAUGGGACAGGUUGAGGAGAGAGUUCUCUUUGGAGUUCAGAGCAACUCAACUUUCCUUGAGUGCAUCCCCAAAUCUCAGCAGGCCCAAAUCCGCUGGUUUGUUCGAAGAACUGGAUCGGAACACAGAGAAGAGGUAAGACUAGAUGAUCGCAUCAUCCAAACAGAUCGAGGCCUCUUGAUUCGCUCCCUCCACGUCUCUGAUGUUGGAUUGUAUGAGUGCGAAGCUCAGGAGCACACUCGUUUCACGCACACUCUUCGCCGCCUCACCAUACAACUCGUGUCUCAAGGACAACUGGACAAAAAGACCAAGUCCAGCGAAGACCCCCUGGUGGAGCUAAAGCAAGGUCACCAUUACAAAGACUACCUAAGGUUGAUGAGCUCCCCUGUGGGAUCGCUGGAGGACUACUGUGAUUCACUUUGGCUUGAGAAAAGGCCGCCAAAGGCUAGAGGACGAGCUUUGGGAGUUGGAAAGUGGAAACACAUCCAGGAAAUGAAGAAGAGUAGGAACAGGAGGCACCACAGAGAGUGACUGACAAACUGUAGUAUUGAGCAAUGGGGUGAAAAAAAUCAGACUGUAAAAGUUACAUGAAUUGCUUCACAUAUUCCACAUGAUACACAACUGACUGGUCAUAUUAAGUCCAUCUAUUAUUUGAUCAUCGUAACACAUUAAAACAUUGUUUAAUGAGUGAAUCAUGGGAAAAUAGUCUCCUCUUGGUGAUGGCAAUGCAUUCAUGUUGAAUGCCUGUAAAUAGUUGUAUAACUUGCACAGGAUAUAGUGUGCGAGAUGUCCAGUGUAGUCUUAUUACUUUAAUAUGUAUUACUGUCAAUAUGAUAACAAUGAAGGCUGUGAUGUCAAGGCCAGCCAGUAUUAUAUUUUUCUACUAGUGUCUCUUUCAGUUUGACAGCUAUUUAAAUAAAUAUGUCUUGCGUGUCCACAACUAAAAAAAAAUGGCUUGUUUCCAGUGAACAAAUGCACGAAGUGUGCGGUUUCUAGAGCACCAACAGAUUUAGAAUGGGUUGGCAUUUUUCCAGGUGUCCCAAGAUAGCAACGUAGGUCCCUGAACGGUGUUCGUUGGGAUGAUUCAGGACCAGCUGCUCUCUUGUUUAAUUAGAAAUGCGAGUUUGCUAAAAGAGAGUGCAGCCAGAAAGAGUUCAUGUAUGAAAGCAUGGGAUUAAAUGAUGCCGUAGGGUUCCUAUAAUGAAAUGAACUGAAGGUAUAAUUACAUAAUGAUAUAAUUAAUUAUAGCAUGAUAUGUAUUUAUUUAGGAUUGUACAUAUUGAUCAAUACAUAGACAAAAGCAUGACAGUAACUAAACUUAAUGUGUUGUACUAAGGCAGACAUACAUAUACAUACUGUACGUGAUGCCAGUUCCAAACUGAAACACUGCAGUCAGAAAAUCUUUAUUUUUCAUGAUCCUCCACGGGGAUUCUUCGUGUGCCUUGUUAGAAAGGCAAUAAAUAUUUCAAGCACUUC
Messenger RNA from Doryrhamphus excisus (bluestripe pipefish), 9614 nucleotides. The record is from RefSeq and is a predicted model, not a curated record. Lineage: Eukaryota; Metazoa; Chordata; Actinopteri; Syngnathiformes; Syngnathidae.